Messenger RNA from Paraglomus brasilianum, 345 nucleotides. Lineage: Eukaryota; Fungi; Glomeromycota; Glomeromycetes; Paraglomerales; Paraglomeraceae. The record is from the annotation of a GenBank genome assembly.
AUGGAGAUAUGCAAGGCAAAGGCGGACAAUCCAAAGAAUGUCGAGCUGGCAUCUCGAUAUAAUGCUGGCAAAUCGACAAUUUCUGAAAUUCUGAAGAAAAAGGAACAUUAUUUAUCAAUACAACCGAACGACUAUAGGCGGGAAAGACCAUCAAAGAGAAAAGCGAUUGAAGGAGAUUUAGAUUCAGAAACAGCCGCCAAAUCUGUAAUAACUUCGGCUGAAGCUGUGAAAUUAAUCGAUAAGCCGACAAACUUUUUGACAAGUGAAGAACGAAAUGUGCAGGUAUGCGAAAAUUUUCUCGGCGAAUUAAAAAUGUCAAAAGGACAUUGUGUAAGUCGAUUAUAG